Messenger RNA from Sabethes cyaneus, 2646 nucleotides. RefSeq names its product neuroligin-4, Y-linked (gene Nlg3). The transcript has 11 exons. Gene Ontology annotation, biological process: presynaptic membrane assembly; modulation of chemical synaptic transmission; chemical synaptic transmission. Gene Ontology annotation, molecular function: signaling receptor activity; neurexin family protein binding. Lineage: Eukaryota; Metazoa; Arthropoda; Insecta; Diptera; Culicidae. Gene Ontology annotation, cellular component: cell surface; synapse; postsynaptic membrane. The coding region runs from base 1 to 2646 and encodes 881 amino acids. The record is from RefSeq and is a predicted model, not a curated record.
AUGUUGAUACCACUAGUGAUAAUCAUUCCUCUGUUUGCCCCGAAUGUCUCUGGCGGUGGCAAUAGCGACGAGAAUGAUUCUGUGAAGAAGAUGACUUCGCGUGUUGUGCAUACGAAAUAUGGAUCAGUGUCCGGAACCAUCGAACAUCUAGAUGGGCGGCAUUUGGAUCCGGUGGAAGCAUUCCGAGGCAUACCGUACGCCUCCCCGCCAGUUGGCACGUUACGUUUCAUGCCCCCGGUAACCGGCGCGCUGUGGUCCGGGGUCAAGAAAGCAGAUAGGUUUAGCCCGGUAUGCCCGCAACGUCUUCCAGACAUCGCCAACGAAACGGCAGCUCUGGAACGGAUGCCGCGCGGUAGAUUAGAAUAUUUAAAACGUCUCUUGCCAUACCUUAGAAAUCAAUCGGAAGAUUGCCUAUACUUGAAUAUCUACGUCCCAACCCAAGCAAGCUCACGAGAAAACGCCGGUGCGCAAAAAUAUUCCGUGAUGGUAUUCGUACAUGGAGAAUCGUACGAAUGGAACAGCGGUAAUCCGUACGAUGGAUCCGUGCUUGCCAGUUUCGGGCAAAUUUUAGUAGUUACAAUCAAUUAUCGUUUAGGAAUAUUAGGAUUUUUAAAUGCCAAUAUCGACCGGUUCUCGAAGGCACCGGCCAACUAUGGACUGAUGGACAUCAUUGCAGCUCUCCAUUGGAUACAGGAAAACAUCGAAGCCUUCGGUGGUGACCCAAGAAGUGUCACACUGGCUGGACAUGGGACGGGGGCUGCGUGUGUUCACUUUCUCAUCGCUUCGGCAGCUGUGCCAGAAGGUCUCCUGUUUCACCGAGCGAUCUUGAUGUCAGGCUCUGGCCUAGCCCCAUGGUCCCUCGUGGGCGAACCAGCCAAGUUCGCUGCGUAUGUUUCGCAUCACGUGAACUGCUCACCUGACCUACCUCAUCAGAUGCUGCUCAAGUGUUUGCGGGACAAACCACUCAACGACGUCCUGUCGACGCCGGUUCGAGCACCGGAUUUCGGUAAUGCCUUCGGGCCAAGUGUCGACGGAGUUGUAAUCGAUACUGGCGAAAUACAGCAGAUGGAUGGAUCCCAUUACAGCGAUUAUGGGGCCUCGUCUGCUUCCAAACCAUCGGUACAUUUCCACAACACGCUCAACACGAUCAAUGCAAUCCUCUUACGGAAACUAGCAAUUAACAAAUUAUCCAAAUACGACUUACUAGUGGGAGUCACCCGAGCCGAAGCAUAUUUUGUCUUCAACUCGGAAGACGUCCAGUACGGCAUCGAAGCCGACCGGAGGUCAAAGAUCCUGAAGAAUUAUGUCAAAUGUACCUACAGCUACCAUCUGAACGAAAUCCUAGCAACAAUUGUGAAUGAAUACACAGACUGGGAGCGACCGAUUCAGCACCCCAUCAACAUCAGAGACGAAACACUGGAGGCGCUGAGUGAUGCACGCGUGGUGGCGCCUGCAGUCCAAACGGCCGAUCUUCACUCGGCGGACCAUCGGAACUCGUUUCUGUAUGUUUUCGAUUAUCAAACAAAGUACGGUGAUUUUCCACAGCGGCAAGGCUGCAUCCACGGCGAAGACCUGCCGUAUCUAUUCGGGGCACCGUUGGUGGGAGGAUUCAGCCACUUCACCAGGAACUACACGAAAUCCGAAAUCGCGCUGUCGGAAGCGGUCAUGAUCUACUGGUCCAACUUCAUCCGAACCGGUAAUCCAAACGAGCAGCUGGAAAAUGACCAUGUACGGGAUAGGACUCGAUUCAAAAACAUCGAAUGGACACCUUACGAGAGUGUGCACAAAAAAUUCCUAAAUCUAGAUACGAAACCGAAGCUGAAAAACCAUUACCGUGCACAUCGGCUGUCGUUUUGGCUCAAUCUAGUGCCGGAUUUGCAUAAACCAGGUGGUGAUGACGUUCCUAGCUCGCACCACGAGCUGGAAGAUGCCGAAGAGGAGAACAUUCUGGUACCAACGGUAAAGCCACUUAAUCCUCCGGUGCGCGACCCUGCGUCGGCCAACUUUUCCUUUUUCACCACACAAGUGUUUUCGCUGUUGAAUUUUUCCACUUACGGGAUUAACAAUAGCAGCGGCCGCCAAAGCGUACAUAAGCCGAUUCCGGUGACGGCAGAAUCAUCCGAAGGCACAGAAGAUGAUGGUGUGGGUGGUAGCGGGGGACAAACGCAGGAAGACGGCUUUGCUGCCUACAGCACAGCGCUAAGCGUUACGAUCGCAAUCGGAUGUAGUUUACUGAUACUGAAUGUGCUCAUUUUUGCCGGGGUUUACUAUCAGCGAGACAAAACAAGAUUAAACGAUUCUAGAAACAGUAAGAAACGCAAUGAGAACGGUCAGAUGCCGAAUAAUAUCUGCGGGGAACUGGAAAGUCUCACCAUACAUGCUAAGAGCGAUCCGUCAACGAUACUGGCACAUCACCAUGCCUUACAGCAUCAUCAAAUGCCUCCGCCGGAAUUUGCUGAUCUACCCCAGCGAGCACCUCCGCCGCCAAAACACAUCAAAUCGGUCCCGGAUGGGACAAUACUAUCUCAGCAUGCACUGCAGCUAAUUGGCGGCAAUUGUGGCACGCUGACAAAGAAGAGUUGCGUCAAGUCGAACCUUACCACUUCAAAGCAGACCCAGAAUGCGAUGGACGAACUACGAGUGUGA